AUGGCUCUUUAUCAAGAAGAUUCAAAAUCAUUAAGGUUUAUUGAAUGUAAGCUAGUUGAAUCCUCAGUUUCUACUAAUAAAGUUUCCAACGUAAUUACUUAUAGGUAUCGUUCAAGUGAAUCUACAUACAAAUUGAAGGCAAUCAAUCUUAUCAUUCAAAUUCUUCAUACAAUUUUAUAUCAAUUUAUUGGAAGUUUAAGUUUAGCCUCUUUAUUAAGUUAUUUUACAUGGCCAUUACUUCAAUUAUUAUGUUUAUACAGAAUUAUUAAUUAUAUAAUAAAACAUAAACAAGUAUCCAUUUUAAAAUCUACAUCGAAAUGGGAACAGAAAUUACAAAAUUUCGAAUGGCAAAUUCAUCAUUUAGAUUGUAAUGUAUUUACAUUAAUUAUUAUUGAAAAACAAUCAUUUUACAAAUCAUGGAAACAAUUAAAUUCUAGUUUAGUAACUAUUCAAUCAUUAAAUAACGUAAUAGAAUUAAUUCGAUGGUCAGAAGUUUUAAUAACAUUAGCUAAAUUAGCUAGUUCAGCGAUAGCAACAAUGUUUGGAUUAAUUUACUUCUCUCUGAGACCGCCAACAUUAAUUGCAUUUCCUAUCAUAGCAAUUAUCUCAUUUGUAUUUUGUUAUUUUAUUUCAAGUGUUAUACUUGCCACUUUACAACAUAUACUAUCUACAAUUGUAAUUUGUUAUUGUUUACAAGAAUGUAAAUUUGCUGAAGAUGAACUAUUUGGUCGUGAAUCUAAAUUUAUUUUUCGUCAUGAAAAUUUCAAGUGUCAUUUGGUCAAAUUAUUAAAUACCACCAAUUCAAAGCCUAAUACAUUACGCAAUGGAUGUAUAACAGAUAAAUUUCAUAAUCAAUUAUCUGAUUCUUUUCAAAAUUAUCGAAAUCUUGAUAUACAAUGGAUAGAGAAUUCAGAGGAUGAUUUUAGUGUCAAAGGAUUUACAUUGAAUCCUCCAUUACCAAAGAAAAAAACUAUUUGUAUACAGUAAUAUUAUGUAAUGAUUGUAAAUUAUUGUAAUAUUUCAAAUUCUAUUAACAUAUAUAUUCAUUUUUUAUAGUUCUAAUGAUACUACUACUACUAAUACUACUACUACUAAUACUACUACUACUACUACCACUACCACCACCACUACUAAUACUACCACCACUACUACUGCUACUAAUACUGCUAAUACUACUGAUGGUACUACUACGACUAUUGCUACUACUAUUAAUACUACCAAUCAUAUUAAUUAUAAUAAGACUGGUUAGUAUUCAGUUUCUAUUCGAUAUAAUGUAUUCAAACAAAUGAUCAUUAUAAUUUUUAUAAUAAUCCAUACGGAACAUUAUGUAAUGAGACAUACUAACUUAUACUCAUAGAGUGAAAAGACUUUGUAUAGUGUUUCCUCCUCCUCCUCCUCCUCU
Molecule: messenger RNA, 1402 nt
Organism: Schistosoma intercalatum
Lineage: Eukaryota; Metazoa; Platyhelminthes; Trematoda; Strigeidida; Schistosomatidae
Source: the annotation of a GenBank genome assembly